AUGAAUAAUGUUUUAGCUUAUAACAAUAAUAAUGACGAUGAGGUCAUGAAUGCUGCUGCAACAAAGGUGCAGAAAGUUUACAAGAGCUACAGAACAAGAAUAAACCUUGCAGAUUGUGCUGUCGUUGUUGAGGAACUAUGGUGCAAAGCAUUAGAUUUUGCUGCUCUCAGGAGGAGUUCAGUGUCGUUUUUCGACUCAGAUAAGUCAGAAACUGCGAUUUCCAGAUGGUCAAGAGCUAGGAUAAGGGCUGCCAAGGUUGGAAAAGGUUUGUGCCAGUAUGAGAAGGCUCAGAAAUUAGCUCUAAGACACUGGCUUGAAGCUAUUGAUCCACGUCAUCAUUACGGACACAAUCUACACAUAUAUUAUGGUGUUUGGUUUCAAAGCAAGAGCUCCCAACCAUUCUUCUACUGGUUGGACGUAGGAGAUGGGAAAGAAAUCACUCUUGAAAAAUGUCCAAGGACUGUUCUCAAUCUUCAGUACAUAAAAUACCUCGGGCAGAUAGAGAGACAAGCCUAUGCAGUGAUUGUGGAAAGUGGGAAGCUACUCUACAUGCAAACUGGAUGCCACGUGGAGACUUCUGAGGGUGCCAAGUGGAUUUUUGUGCUAAGCACAUCCAGAAAAUUGUGUGUGGCUAAGAAGAUUAAGGGCAUAUUCCAACACUCUAGUUUUCUAGCCGGUGGUGCCACCAUUGCAGCUGGAAGAAUUGUUGCCCAUAAUGGGAUUAUUGAGGUAUAA
Molecule: messenger RNA, 735 nt
Organism: Humulus lupulus (European hop)
Lineage: Eukaryota; Viridiplantae; Streptophyta; Magnoliopsida; Rosales; Cannabaceae
Product: IQ domain-containing protein IQM1-like
Exons: 6
Coding region: 1-735 (244 amino acids)
Source: RefSeq, a predicted model, not a curated record